Capra hircus (goat) is the source of this 741-nucleotide messenger RNA. Its product is annotated as netrin receptor DCC-like. NCBI's taxonomy places the organism in Eukaryota, Metazoa, Chordata, Mammalia, Artiodactyla, Bovidae. Gene Ontology annotation, molecular function: protein binding. The transcript is spliced from 6 exons. Bases 1 to 741 code for a protein of 246 amino acids. Gene Ontology annotation, biological process: cell-cell adhesion. The record is from RefSeq and is a predicted model, not a curated record.
AUGAGUGGAUCCUGGUCUCUCUGUUUCAGUCAACUUAAUCUUCACUUGCCCACACUGACUCAGAGACAAGUGGAAAAUAAGUGGAAUAAUGAUGUUUUGGACAGUUCAUCUGCCCCCACAGACCAUGACUCUCUCUGUGGGUUUGACAGGGAACGAGCAGUGAACACGUCGCAGCCCGGGUCCCUCCAGUUCACCGUGGGGAAUCUGAAGCCAGAAGCCAUGUACACCUUCCGGGUUGUGGCCUACAACCAGUGGGGGCCUGGGGAGAGCUCUCAGCCCAUCAAGGUGGCCACUCAGCCUGAGUUGCAAGUUCCAGGGCCAGUAGAAAACCUGCAAGCUGUGUCGACCUCACCUACCUCAAUUCUUAUUACCUGGGAACCCCCUGCCUAUGCAAACGGCCCAGUGCAAGGUUACAGAUUGUUCUGCACUGAAGUGUCCACAGGAAAGGAACAGAAUAUAGAGGUUGAUGGGCUAUCUUAUAAACUGGAAGGCCUGAAGAAAUUCACAGAAUACAGUCUUCGAUUCCUAGCUUAUAAUCGCUAUGGGCCAGGAGUAUCUACUGACGAUGUGACGGUGGUUACGCUUUCUGAUGUGCCAAGUGCCCCGCCUCAGAACGUCUCCCUGGAAGUAGUUAAUUCGAGGGUUAUUCCAUUAAGUAAUAGAGUUAUCUACUCACCUAUAUUUAUCAGUACAGGACAUUAUGUGCUGGGUGGAAAACUUGAAUGUGGGAAUGAAAAAUAG